Fusarium coffeatum is the source of this 1140-nucleotide messenger RNA. RefSeq lists its product as uncharacterized. The transcript has a single exon. The record is from RefSeq and is a predicted model, not a curated record. Bases 1 to 1140 code for a protein of 379 amino acids. NCBI's taxonomy places the organism in Eukaryota, Fungi, Ascomycota, Sordariomycetes, Hypocreales, Nectriaceae.
AUGACCAUCGUUCACGGCAAAUGCAGUGAUAGAUUCCAGAGCAUCCGUUCCCUCCUGGAGAAAUACAUCGAGUCAGAGGAGGAGCUGGGCGCUUCGAUAACCAUCAACAUUAACGGUGAAGAUGUUGUCGACAUGUGGGCCGGUCAUGUAGACCAAGAGCGAACGAAGCCAUGGGACGAAAAUACUAUUGUCAACGUUUUCUCGUGCACGAAAACAGUCACCAGUCUCGCGGUCCUUAUCCUCAUUGAUCAAGAAUUGAUCGACCUCAAUGAACGAGUGUCACACUACUGGCCUGAAUUUGAACAGAACGGUAAACAGGAUGUUCUUGUCAGACACCUACUAUCCCAUACGUCAGGUGUAUCAGGCUGGGAAGAGGCUCUAUCCACCGAAGACCUUUAUGAUGUGGAGAAAAGCACCGCGAUGCUGGCGGGUCAAGCUCCAUGGUGGACACCAGGAACAGCUUCUGGCUACCAUGCUUUAGCGUCUGGCCAUCUUUUGGGUGAGCUCAUUCGACGUGUCUCUGGAAAGUCCCUGCGCGAAUUCGUUGCCGAUGAGAUUUCAGGCCCCUUGAAUGCCGAUUUUCAAAUUGGGGCUUUGGAGAGCACCUGGGAUCGCGUUACUCCGAUUGUCCCUCCAGGCCUUUCAGGCAUUCUGCCCGAGUUCGAGGCUGGAUCUGUACAAGCAAAGACAUUGUUGAACCCACCUCUGGAUCCUAAUUCCGUAAACACUAAAGGGUGGAAAAAUGCAGAGUUAGGUGCUGUGAAUGGCCAUGCCAAUUCUCGCUCGCUUACACGCAUUCUCUCUGCAAUUUCCUUGGGAGGAUCAACUGGGGGCAAGCAGGUGUUGAAGAAGGAGACAGUUGGCAUGAUAUUUGAGGAACAGCAAUCUGGGGAGGACCUGGUUCUGACGAUGCCGAUCAGGUUCGGCAUUGGAUACGGACUGACUCCUUGCCCUGCACUUGCCUGGAUUCCAGAAGGAAAGAUUUGCUUUUGGGGAGGUUGGGGCGGUUCUUUCGUCGUGAUGGAUCUUGACAGACGAAUGACUAUUUCUUACACUAUGAACAAGAUGGGUAGUGGUCUUGUGAGCAGCGAUAGGGCUGAGGUCUAUGGCAAGGCUAUAUAUGAUGCACUACGUGAGUAG